Molecule: messenger RNA, 2001 nt
Organism: Telopea speciosissima
Lineage: Eukaryota; Viridiplantae; Streptophyta; Magnoliopsida; Proteales; Proteaceae
Product: ankyrin repeat-containing protein At2g01680-like
Exons: 3
Coding region: 163-1758 (531 amino acids)
Cellular component (GO): plasma membrane
Molecular function (GO): protein phosphatase 1 binding; protein phosphatase regulator activity
Source: RefSeq, a predicted model, not a curated record
AAUUGCUUUUUGACCUUCAAAUCAACGAGAAUGGAGAUAACCAGAGAUACCCAUCUCCAAAUUUGUCUCCUUCUCUCCUCAAACCCAUUAGACCUGAGAGAAAAGAGAGAGAGCACAACCCAGAGGGGCCUUACCCCUACCCAAUCCUAACUUUCUCCUCUAAUGGAGCCCAAAUGUCUUCGACUCAUCUCUCACCAGUCCUUCUUCUCAGCCGUUCGAUCCGACAAUAUCGAUUCCCUGAAGCUCGUCCUUGAAGGAUCAAAAGGGGGUGACGGAGAAGAUCCAGCUUCAAUCUCUACCUCAAUGGCGUUGUGUAACGACGCCGGUGAGACGCCUCUGUAUAUCGCUGCUGAAAACAAUCUAGAAAAGGCCUUCAAGUAUUUGGUAAAAUUUUGUGACCUUCAGACCGUGAUGAUCAGAUCCAAGUCCGGUAUGGACGCAUUUCAUGUCGCCGCCUCGCGCGGGAACUUGGGGGUUGUGAAAGAGCUUUUAAGCAGGUGGCCUGAGCUUUGUAAAUUUUGUGAUGCCACAAACACAAGCCCUCUUUAUUCAGCUGCUCGCCGGGACCACUUGGAGGUGGUGCAUGCCAUAUUAGAUGUUGAUGAAAGCUCAAUUAGGAUUGUGAGAAAAAAUGGGAAAACUGCACUGCACAAUGCUGUUAGGUAUGGCCUUCAUCGAAUAGUAAAAGCUCUCAUAGACACAGAUCCAGAAAUUGUUUCUAUUAAAGACAAGAAGGGCCAGACUGCACUUCACAUGGCUGUGAAAGGUCAGGAUCCUUCUAUAGUAGAGGAGAUAUUAUGUACUGAUAUGUCUAUACUUAAUGCACACGAUAAGAAGGGAAAUACAGCUCUGCAUGUAGCCACAAGGAAAUGCCGUUCACAGAUAGUGAUCCUUCUACUGGGAUAUCAUUGUAUAGAGGUCAAUGCUAUUAAUUGUCAGAAUGAAACUGCAAUGGACUUGGCAGAGAAACUCCAGUAUGGAGAACCUGCGUUGGUAAUUGCGGAAGCUCUAGUAGAAGCUGGGGCAAAACAUGCUAGGAAUGUAGGCCAAGUGGCUGAGGCAAUGGAGCUGAAAAGAACUGUAAGUGAUAUAAAGUAUGAGGUAGAAUCACAGCUCCAACAGAAUGCAAAGACCGACAGAAGAGUCUCCGGGAUUAAAAAAGAGCUGCGGAAACUGCACAGAGAAGCUGUUCAGAACACUACCAAUUCUGUGACAGUCGUUGCUGUUUUGUUUGCCUCCAUUGCUUUCAUGGCUAUAUUUAACUUACCUGGUCAAUAUUUUCGGAAUGGGCCAGAUGUUGGGAAGGGUCAAAUAGCUGAUUUUGUUGGGUUUCGUGUGUUCUGCCUUUUGAAUGCUACAUCUCUGUUCAUCUCUCUAGCUGUUGUUGUGAUUCAGAUCAGUUUGAUUGCCUGGGAUACCAGGGCUCAGAAACAGGUUGUUUCGGUAGUGAACAAACUAAUGUGGGCAGCCUGCAUUAGCACAUGUGGGUCUUUUCUGUCAUUAGCUUUCAUUGUUGUGGGAAAAGACAGCUCUUGGAUGGCUGUUACCAUAACGGUUUUGGGUACACCAAUCCUUGUUGGGACUCUUGCUAGCAUGUGUUACUGUGUUUUCCGUCAACAUUUUAGAAUAUUUGGUGAUGAUUCUCAGAGACGCAUUAGAAGGGCUGGUGGUAGCAAAUCCUUUUCAUGGUCUCGACACUCUGGCUUUUCAGAUCCAGAUGCUUAUGAAUCAGACCUGGAGAAGAUCUAUGCUUUGUAACUAAGUAUUCAAAAGUGUAAAGCACGUAAGAAGCCGGUUUAAGUUGUAAAUAUAGCUAGUUUUGGGAGUUCAGGAGCAGUAGCUUUGAUGCUACUAUUAUGAGUCUCAACCAUCAGAGAAUGCAGUUUUGGUUUUAUAUAUAUGCGAGGGGAUUCUUCCUUUUUUGUGGGAAGGGUCCCAUUUAUGUAUAUUUACAGGAACAUUAUGUGGAUUUAUGUAUAUGCAAGUAGUAAGUUUUGAUUA